Molecule: messenger RNA, 702 nt
Organism: Haliotis rufescens (red abalone)
Lineage: Eukaryota; Metazoa; Mollusca; Gastropoda; Lepetellida; Haliotidae
Product: histidine-rich glycoprotein-like
Exons: 2
Coding region: 1-702 (233 amino acids)
Source: RefSeq, a predicted model, not a curated record
AUGAUAUCGGAUGAGAAAACGAAGGUGUCCCGCACUGGCGACUCCACCCAACACUACUACGACUCUACCCAACACUGCUACCACUUCACCCAACACUGCUUCCACUGCACCCAACACUACUGCGACUCCACCCAACACUACUACCCCUACACCCAACACUGCUACCACAACACCCAACACUACUACCACUACACCCAACACUACUACGACUCCACCCAACACUGCUACCACUACACCCAACACUGCUACCACUACAACCAACACUACUACGACUCCACACAACACUACUACCACAACAUCCAACACUACUGCGACUCCACCCAACACUACUACCCCUACACCCAACACUGCUACCACAACACCCAACACUACUACCACUACACCCAAUACUACUACCACUACACCCAACACUGCUACCACUACACCCAACACUGCUACCACUACACCCAACACUGCUACCACUACAACCAACACUACUACGACUCCACACAACACUACUACCACUACACCCAACACUACUACGACUCCACCCAACACUGCUACCACUACACCCAACACUGCUACCACUACACCCAACACUGCUACCACUACACCCAACACUUCUACGACUCCACCCAACACUGCUACCACUACACCCAACACUACUACGACUCCACCCAACACUGCUACCACUACACCCAACACUACUACGACUCCACCUAA